UUAUUCACAGUGAAACACCUUGUAUAUUAGAUACCUCUUACCUGAAUGCAUUAAAUAUAUUAUAUCUGUGCACGUUAUACAAAGAUUUUAUGUUCUGGGUUUUCAAUCUACUAGAGGCUGCACUGAAAAAGUUAGAGGUAUUUGAGAUAUGUUACUGUAAAUGGAUACUUAGCAUGAGCUCGGUUGACAGAAUCACAAAUGAAGAAGUUCUUAAUAAAAAUGAAUAAAACAAACCCAGUUGUUGGCAUAAUUAAGUCGAGAAAGUAGAUUAUUUGUUUCCAUUCGAUGAUCCUAGCAGUCGUAGCCAAAGUUCACACGCAGCUCAGUUUGAAAUUAUUGCUGGUUUUUAGAUCCAGAGAAUUAGCCAACAGUCUAUUUAUAUUCAGAGCCUCCUUCAUGUACAAAGGCGCCUUAUCGAAUGUUGAUAAAAAAAAAUCUGUUAUUACUGGAUUUUUCGUAAUAAUAAUAGCUAUUUAUUUCCAACAUGCCACAGACCGCUUACAGGAAAUUCAAACAUAUUAAGCAAGUAAUAUGGCUGUUCCCCUAUCACUACACUGUUCAAGUUGUUAAAAAAAAUUAUUUGAAAAAUAACAAGUAAUCAAAGUAACUUCAGAAUCCGUUCCAGUGCAAGGGUGUUAAACCGAAUGGGAUAGGUGGUAGGGAAUUUAUUUCAGUGGCGAAGCAAGUGUUAUUCCUUAUAGGAGGGCUAAAUAAGCCUUUUAGGCUAAUAUUUUGGCACCAAUAUUCUAAAUUUCGCUUGAAAGGUAAAUGUUUAUUUUGAUUAUGGACGCUGUUACAUCACAAAUCUUCGUUUUUUUUAUAAGUUAGUUGUAAUUUUAGUGCUUCUUUAAAAGGUAAUUUACAGAAGGGAGUAGAAAAAUGUAUUUGUGUACUGGGGGAGGAUUUUCUCGAAUCUCGAACAGGUCAUGUCGCAUGCGAGAUGCCCUGUUCCAGAUUCGACAUAUCACCCCCUGUUCCUCCGUUUUCGCCAGUUACGCCGGUUUUUUGGAGUUGUUCAAAGUUCAAGUUUGAAACUAGGUCAUGUUUGUGUUAUCAAGAUACCAGUACGUGUUUCGGUAAUUGGCCGAAAUCGUUUACUCCAAACGUAAAGAAGAAAAAAUAUUCUAUGGUUUUGUUUUGUAUAUUCGAUAUCUUGUGACGUAUGGAAACCGACAAGUUUUUCAAAUCUUCCAGAGGCUUUAAAAACGUAAAACACUUGUGUAAAGUCUGCUUGGGGUCACACCAAAAAGUGUUACUGAAUUUAAAAGAGGAACUAUAUAUUGAAGGGCCUUACAUAUGGGAGGCCAUUGAAUACGUUACAUCGAGCAAGGUUGACAUAACCAGAUUUCCAGCAGCGGUCUGCGAAUUUUGCGUCAAGUCUUUAAGAACAGCCUACACUUUUAAAAAACGGUACUACAGCUCUUGUGAAAUUUUGGAUAAUUUACAGGUUUCUGAUACAAGUAUUGGAGAAAAAAUUGAGUUUCAAGUGCAGCCAUUCAUUAUUGAAGACAAUUUGGAAGAGUUUAUUGUGAAAAAAAAUAAAGUGGGUGAUAAUUUGAAAGAUAUGGGAGAGGAUAUUCAUGAAGAAUCUGUGAUAGAUGAUGUUGAAACCAUCAAAAUAGAAAUUGAUCCACUCUUUGAGGAAAAUAAAAAAGAAGAAAUACAGUACAAGUGCAAUGGGUGUAAUAAAAUUUAUUAUCCUAAAAAACAGUUUUACAUUCAUAGCUUAAAAUGUCCAAAUCCAUUGAAACAGGAACACAUAUUUGCAACAGUCAUCAAUAAGUUAGUGGCACAGUGCCCAAUUUGCUUCAAACUUUUAAAAUCACAGAAGCAGGUCAAUCAUCACAUUCAAAAUAUGCAUAACAGGGGUUCAAAACAGUUUGUAUGCAAAAUCUGUGGUCUUAUUUAUAAUGUGAAAUCAGCUCUUGCUUAUCACACCAUGACAAAGCAUGAAGAAAAGACAUUUACAUGCAAACUGUGUUCAAAAUCUUUUUACAGGGAAGCAUUCUUAAAAACACAUAUGGACCAUCACACCAAAGAUAUUGCUAAAACUGUAUGUACCAUAUGUGGUAAGAAAUUUCACUACAAGAACAGUAUGUUCUACCACAUGAAGAUGCACAAUAGGAUUUUAAAUUACAAUUGCAAGUACUGCAACAAAAGUUACUACAGUGCAAGUUGUUUGAAGAGACAUGAAGUGACUCAUACAAGAGUUCGUUCAUACAAGUGCUCGGAGUGUGAAAAAAUGUUUUUCUCCUCAUCUGAGCUAAAAAAACAUAGCUUUGUCCACACUAAUGAUAAACCGUUCAAAUGCAACUUUUGUAGAAAAGGUUUUGCUUCCAGUUAUAACUUUAAAAUGCAUUUGUUAACAUAUUCUGGGGAUUCUCCUUGUGAAUUGUGCCAUAAGACAUUUAUUAAUAAAGAAAUUUUAGGAUUUCAUUUAAAAAAGAAGCAUAAAGUGGUGUUUUAGGUUUACAAACUAGUUAAUUUAUCAGAAUUAAGUUUGUCAGAAAGGGCCAAUUUUCUAUUGCAUUAAUUAGUGAAAGAAUUUAAUUCACAAAAUUUUUCUGAAGUCUUAACUAACAUCCUGGAAGGAAAAAUACUUUGAGCAUAAUUAUUCUUAUAGGGUGAUUCAUAGUGGAUGGCAGGUUAGACAAUGAAAAAUAACUAAAUAAUAAAUAUAAUAAAUAAAUCAAAAGGAUACAGCAGUAGCAGCAUCUUUAAUGUGUCAAAUGGGAUGCCCUCUAUAUUAUUGCAUUUUUCACUGUAAUCACAUUUUUUAUUAAUGUUUUGUAUUAUUUUUUUUGUAUAUCCUUAUAUUUGUCUAUAGAGAGUUUGGAAAUAUCAAUAGUUUUCCUUAUUUUUUUGUUCAAAAUGUAACUCCAACAAAAUAUAUAUUACUGUUGUUUGAAUUCGUAGAAAACUGAAAUUUUGGGUUUAGUUUACCAAGUAGGAAGAUUGAGAGGUUUUUCUUGUAUACAAAUCAUUUUCUUAAACUGUAUUUUAUCGACUACGAGACUAUUCUGGGAUUCUGAAAUAAAAGAAUACCACUAUGCUAAUUAAAUGUGGACAUUCCGCCGAUUGCUGCACAUACCCUGGAUGGAUCAUGCAACAUACGAUGAAGUUCUAAGACCUAGAAUAGACAGGCAAUUAAUGGAUACCGUAAAAUAACGCAAAGUAU
Messenger RNA from Cylas formicarius (sweet potato weevil), 3178 nucleotides. RefSeq names its product gastrula zinc finger protein XlCGF52.1-like. Lineage: Eukaryota; Metazoa; Arthropoda; Insecta; Coleoptera; Brentidae. Gene Ontology annotation, molecular function: chromatin insulator sequence binding; zinc ion binding. The record is from RefSeq and is a predicted model, not a curated record. Gene Ontology annotation, biological process: regulation of transcription by RNA polymerase II. The transcript has 5 exons. Gene Ontology annotation, cellular component: chromosome; nucleus. Bases 1163 to 2467 code for a protein of 434 amino acids.